AUGAAGUUCGGUGAGCACUUGAGAAAAUCUCUCAUCAAAGAUUACUCCUUCUACUACAUCAACUACGAUGAUCUUAAGCACUUUUUGAAGAAGGGAUUGAAAGACAAUGAGAACAAAUGGUCCAAUGAAUUGGAAGAAGAGUUUCUUGCUGACAUGGAAGAUGAAUUGGACAAGGUUUACCUGUUCACCAAGGUGAAGAACACUGAAGUUCACCGCAGAAUCAAGGACUCCGAGAAGUAUGUGUACGAAGUGGUCUCAGCCAUCGACAACCCCAACCCUGCCGAAAGACCUAGUGAGCAGGUCUUUGAGGACUUGGAAGACGAAUUGUCUGAUAUCAUUGCCGACGUGCACGACUUGGCCAAGUUCACUAGAUUGAACUACACCGGGUUCCAGAAGAUCUUGAAGAAGCACGACAAAACCACCAAGUUCACCUUGAGACCCAUCUUUGCUGUUCGUCUCUCCGCCAAACCCUUUUACAAGGACAACUACGACAACUUGAUCGUAAAGUUGUCCAGGCUGUACGACCUUGUCAGAACCAGAGGUAACCCAGUUAGAGGAGAUUCGUCUGCUGGGGGUUCUCAGCAGAAUUUCGUCAGACAAACUACGAAAUAUUGGGUUCAUCCUGAUAAUAUUACCGAAUUGAAGUUGGUUAUCUUGAAGCAUUUGCCAGUUUUAGUGUUCAAUGCCGAAAAGGAGUUCGACCAAGAGGAUAGUGCAAUUACUUCUAUUUAUUUUGACAACAAGGACAUGGACUUGUACUACGGUAGAUUGAGAAAGGAUGAAGGUGCCGAGGCUAUCAGAUUAAGAUGGUACGGUGGUAUGAAGUCAGACCAAAUUUUCGUGGAAAGAAAGACUCACAGAGAAGAUUGGACUGGUGAAAAAUCCGUUAAAGCUAGAUUUGCUUUGAAAGAGAAAAAGGUCAAUGCCUUCUUGAGUGGUGAAUUUACCGCUGUCCAAGCCUUUGAAAAAGCUAGAAAAGAUGGUAAAAAAUCAACCCAAGAAAUUGACAACUUAGAAAGAUUGGCAAAGGAAGUCCAAUAUAGAGUUAUUAAGGACAAGAUGAGACCGGUCAUGAGAUCUUUCUACAACAGAACUGCGUUCCAAUUACCAGGUGACGCAAGAGUCCGUAUUUCCUUAGAUACCGAAUUAUCCAUGGUUAGAGAGGACAACUUCGAUGGCCAUGAUAGAACCAAUGGUAACUGGAGAAGAACUGACAUCGGUGUUGACUUCCCAUUCAACCAAUUACCAGAUGCAGACAUCGAAAGAUUCCCUUACGCUGUGUUGGAAGUCAAAUUGCAGACACAGUUGGGUCAAGAACCACCACAGUGGAUUAGAGAUUUGGUUGUGUCCCAUCUUGUUGAAGCUGUGCCUAAGUUUUCUAAAUUUAUCCAUGGUGGUGCAAGUUUGUUACCAGACUACGUUGAAUUGUUGCCAUUUUGGUUACCACAGAUGGAUGUUGACAUUAGAAAACCAAAAAGUCAAGAGAAUAUCGGUAUCAGAAGACAAAUUCAAUCUUCCCAUAAAUCAUCUUCAUCUGGAGGUGAAUUGGACGAGGAAGAAUUAUUGGAUGGAACUGAUUACUCAGGCUAUGGGGGAGUUCAUUUCUCCAACGAUAUAAAUCCAUUAGAAGAGGAUUUAGACGAGCAAACUCCAUUAUUAUUACCAUCAACUUAUAACCAAAGAACUUCCGACAGUCCAAUUACUGCCUUUGUUUACAAGGUUUACGGUGGAUUCUUGCACUAUUUCAAUGACGAUAGAACGUUUACGGUCAAGCCAGGAACUAAUUUUGACUUGAACGAAACGUUCAAGGACAAAUUACCAAAGGGUAAGACCAUUUGUAUCCCAAUAAGAAUUGAACCUAAAGUGUACUUUGCAGCUGAAAGAACAUUUUUAAGUUGGUUGUCUAUUGGUAUGCUUUUGGGGUUCACCGCAUCAGCAUUAUUGAACUAUGGUAACAAGAGUGCAAUUACUGCAGCUAUCGGGUUCUUCAUUACUGCUCUUUUCACAAUGUCAUAUGCUAUUUAUACAUAUGUUACAAGGACUAUUAAUAUCAGAGAAAAGAAGCCUCUUGGUUAUGCUGAUGAACUUGGAGUCAACUUGAUUUGUUUAUUCUUGGCUACUUCUACGUUUGCUACGUUCCUUUUCAAGUUUUUAGAAUAA
Messenger RNA from Dujonia railenensis, 2160 nucleotides. NCBI's taxonomy places the organism in Eukaryota, Fungi, Ascomycota, Pichiomycetes, Serinales, Debaryomycetaceae. The record is from the annotation of a GenBank genome assembly.